GGCUGGAGUCAGGGCAGAGCGUGAGGGGAGCCAGUGCUGGCUGGUUUGCUUUUAACCCGGCGGGAGCGCUCGACAGAGCGGAGCUAACUGGACUCUCGGACGGGCCCCCAUCCCGAGGCUGCAGCAGCUUCGGUUCCAAGCCCGACCGCAACCGAGCCCGAGUCCCGGCCCCUGAGGGGAUCUCUCCCUGCAGACCAGUGGGACCCCGAAACUUGAACGCAAUACCCAACCCCCUUUUUAUGCGGCCCCCCCGGUCACUUCCCCACCUCUCUCCCAACGCGUUCUUUUCCCCCCCCCCCUCUCCAUUCCCCCUCCUUCGAAGGACACAAAAGUGGUUUCCUCGGAAGAAUUUGGAGGCAAUGAGAGCUUUUCUCUUUGGAGAGCAAGUGUGUAGAAGAGAUUUUUGGGAAGCCGCUUUUUAGCACCUCUGCCCUCCACCCCCCCCAAGCCUCUCUGUACCUCUCCGAGGAGAAGAGCCCACAGAUUGAACGUUGGGGGCGGGGGGCGUUUUGCUCAGUGCCGGAGGAGGAGCGGGGGAGAGGACAGGACCCCCGUCCUCGUCCUGGCAGUUGGCUGGACUCGUACCGGCCGUUGGAAACGCCGAAGUAUAUUUCCGAGUGGGACUUUUACAGAGAGAGAGAGAUAUAUAUAUUAGAUUUUUAAAUAGCAGAUAAAGGUAUAUAUGCUUUCUAUAUAUUUCCUGACGACCUGCCCGUGACAGCGCGAUGUACAAUACCGUGUGGAGUAUGGACCGCGAUGACGCAGACUGGAGGGAGGUGAUGAUGCCCUAUUCGACGGAACUGAUAUUUUAUAUUGAAAUGGAUCCUCCAGCUCUUCCACCAAAGCCACCUAAGCCAGUGACUUCAGCCGUGACAAAUGGAAUGAAGGAUGGUUCUAGUUCUCUUCAGGAUGCAGAAUGGUACUGGGGGGAUAUUUCAAGGGAGGAGGUAAAUGACAAAUUACGGGACAUGCCAGAUGGUACCUUCUUGGUCAGAGAUGCCUCAACAAAAAUGCAGGGAGAUUACACUUUGACUUUGAGGAAGGGAGGCAAUAAUAAGCUAAUAAAGAUCUAUCAUCGAGAUGGUAAAUACGGCUUUUCUGAUCCUCUGACGUUUAACUCUGUGGUGGAACUCAUUAACCACUAUCAUCACGAGUCUCUCGCUCAGUACAACCCCAAACUUGAUGUGAAGCUGAUGUACCCAGUGUCCAGAUACCAGCAGGAUCAGUUGGUAAAAGAAGAUAACAUUGAUGCAGUAGGUAAAAAACUGCAAGAGUACCACUCUCAGUAUCAGGAAAAGAGUAAAGAGUAUGACAGGCUAUAUGAAGAAUAUACCAGAACAUCCCAGGAAAUACAGAUGAAGAGGACUGCAAUUGAAGCUUUUAAUGAGACAAUUAAGAUAUUUGAAGAACAGUGUCACACACAAGAACAACAUAGCAAAGAAUAUAUUGAGCGAUUUCGGAGAGAGGGGAAUGAAAAGGAAAUUGAACGAAUUAUGAUGAAUUAUGACAAAUUGAAAUCACGUCUGGGGGAGAUUCAUGAUAGCAAAAUGCGUCUAGAGCAAGAUUUGAAGAAACAAGCUUUGGACAACCGGGAAAUAGAUAAAAAAAUGAAUAGUAUCAAACCUGACCUGAUCCAGCUGCGCAAGAUCCGAGAUCAGCACCUUGUGUGGCUCAAUCACAAAGGAGUGAGACAGAAACGCCUGAAUGCCUGGCUGGGAAUCAAGAAUGAGGAUGCUGAUGAGAGCUAUUUUGUCAAUGAGCAAGACGAAAAUCUGCCCCAUUAUGAUGAGAAAACCUGGUUCGUUGAGGAUGUCAAUCGAGUACAAGCAGAGGAUCUGCUUUACGGGAAGCCCGAUGGCGCCUUCUUAAUUCGGGAGAGUAGCAAGAAAGGAUGCUACGCCUGCUCUGUGGUCGCCGACGGGGAGGUGAAGCACUGCGUGAUCUACAGCACGGCUCGCGGCUACGGCUUUGCAGAGCCCUACAACCUGUACAGCUCGCUGAAGGAGCUGGUGCUCCAUUACCAGCAGACGUCCCUGGUCCAGCACAACGACUCCCUCAACGUCAGGCUCGCCUACCCUGUCCACGCACAGAUGCCCUCGCUCUGCAGCGGAACAGUGAUUGUUGCCAGACGAAGUUCUGAUGGAAAAAAGCGGCCCUCGUAUCUGAAUGCACACGUCUGUCCCAAACCUGAAAAUCAGAGGAAGCCUCGAACUUGUUCGUUUCAGCAAACACGGACAUUGGUCAGUGUACCUCCUCUUGCCUUGCCCUUGUUUCUCAGAGAUGAGGAAUGGUGUUCUUUGUGUGGGCUGGUGAGCUUUGAAUCAUAAAAUGAAGUUGGUGCUUGUGUGGUGUUUCCUUAGCCUAAAGAAUGAUCUGUCCUUUGAAACCCUUGUUCCUUGUUUGUAUGAGUAAAGAAAAGGUGCGAUCCGGUGCUUUUAGAUGCUCGAGAUACCAAACAGUGACGCUGGACAACACGCUUCCGUGCGCUUCCCCGAGGUUAAAGGCCCUGCAGAAAUAGUCACCAUGGUUUGAUGUCCCUUCAUCUCCUGUCCUCUGCUGGGUGGGGCCCUGGGGAGCCACAGGUGGCCAGGGCUGUAGCUGAAAGGGAGCCAGAGUGGAUUCAGGGACUUCAGUAAAUCGCAGACCCAGAGGCUCUAGUGUCAAGGGUGAGGAUUGUACCACAUCACCCCUGUGCUUCCAUAUACUGGCUUCUGAGGCUUCCGCAAGGAAAGGAAAGGAUGGAUUGGAAAUUAGGCUCUUAGUCAAAGCCGUCUGGACGCUUUUCUCUGUCUUUUUUUUUUUGGUGUCAUCUUGCCAUUAAGACAAUGUGCAGGCCGUCCUUAGGCGUCAGUAGCCCCGAUUUUAGGCCAGGAAUCUUCCACUCCGUGUGGGUGAGAUCUUCCGGCGGAGCAAAGCUGGGCAUCACGCCUGCCUCCACUGUGCCCACCCCCAUCCGUCCACACUCACUUGACAGAUACAAUCCAGUUGCCUCCGAGCCAAUCCUAGAGCCGUAAUAGGCCCCAGGUGAGUGAGCGGUGCGAGCCCAAAGCUGUGCAGUCAGGUAUCCUGGCUGCUAGAGAAGCCACCGUCUUGAGUCUUGGUGCGUAAGAGUUACAGCUAGGAAAGCUCUAGUUCGGGGGAUGAAAGACAGUAUUCUGCUUUCCCCGAGCACUUAUCUUGGUGAGGGGGUCUAGAAUGGACCGUGACGUAGACAUAGACACAGAUGAAAAAUCUGAGGAAAAACCUCCCGAGUUACUAACAGGAUAAGAAGGGGGCAUAUCUUUGGCUUCUCCUUGGUUAUGUCGCAACUUCAGGAUUGGGUGAGGCAGAUAAAUGAAACCCGCUCCAGGGUCACUGUUCUGACCUAAGCUCUUAACCGAGAGCCAGCUGGACAUUCUUCCCCAAAUUGCCGGAUUGAAAUCUUGCUGGCUUUACCGAGUAAUGCCAGACUGACUGCUACCAGGCGUGCCUGGAUGGCUUUGCGCCUGGGGUCGAACCCACUUGAGCAGCAAGCUGCUCGGGAUUGGGUGCAGGGAAUCCCUUCGUCUGGUUCUAAAAUUCGGUGUUCCAAAUGUCUCUUACAAGAAAUGGAAACAAGGCUGAGGAUACAUGCCUCUGACGUCAGACUGUGUUCUGCUCCUUGUCCGGCGGGCGUUGGGGUGUGCAGAGAGCGGGCAAGCACCAUCCACUGUCUGCACUUGGGCGGGCUCGUGGGGCAGGGCUGCUCUUCCCAAGCCCCACGUUCCUUCACGCUCUUCUCUCCUUGUUCGUUCUGGAGUUCGUUGCUUUGUGGGAACUAAGACCUAGAGACAUCUGGAGGAUUUGGCAAGUAUUUGCUUGAUCUCGAGCCUGUGGCGAUGGUAUCGGGGCCAGUCUGGUAACUACGUGGAGGGAUCCUGUGCAUCCCUCUGCUCCAUGGUCUCGGCACAGACCCUGGCCUCCUUCCUCGGAAUCCCCUCUGUCCUGUCCCACCCUCUGGGCCCUGGGCUUCUCUCUUGGCAUCUGAACCGUAGCCUCCCUGAGGCAGAGUAGAGACAGACCGCAACCAGAGGGGCUUAUUGUUUGCCUGGCUAGAAAAGCUGGCCACCAGCGGGGAAGCAGCGUGGGGCUGGCUGGACCCUGGUCCUCCACCCAUCUCUCCUAGGUGGCGCUUUCAUCACAGAACAGUGCUGUCUCCCUCUGGCCACAGAUGCUACCUGAACCUUGGCCAUGGCUCAGGCCUGUACAGGCUAGCUUUAUCCUCACCCCUGAUUUGGCCAAGGUUGUGCACUUCCUAGUAUCUUGCCCUACCCUGUCUCCACGCCUGGAUGGGACCUCCUGCUUACUUUGGACCUCACGUGCUUUGAAGAAGCUUUGAGAGCCAGUGUGGUGUCUUCCAUGGGUCUCCUCUUCCUGCAGCAAGAAACUAGCCUCCUGGGUCCCCUUGAGCCAGACAUCAUCUGGGCAAGUCCUGGUUCCUCGAGGUGGUCUCUGUUGCCAGUUAAGACUCCUUAGUAGGUCUCUGUGCCUCAGUGGCCUCACAGCAGAGGGUCCAGAGGGUCUCUGCUGUCAACUGCUCAGCCUUGCUCGAGCUCCAGCCACUUGUGACGACCACCCUUGUUCCCUUACCAGUUCCAGCAUGUGACUUUGGUGCCCUGUUGUUACUCGUGAAAAACCUCUUCUUCUGUUGUCUUUGAUGUAGUCAAAAAAAUUCAUGUAGUUACGUAACAAUAUCUGAUUCACAAGGAAGCCAACUCUAUGUCUUGUGUUGGGACAGUCAUAAUGUAGUUCCUAGACCACUUUUGCGAAUUGUUCUUGUCACCAGAUGUGUUCAGACAUUGCUGUGCAGUUGUGGGGAAGGGAGGGGGAAGGUGAGGGAGAUAAACGUUUUGGUCUUUUUGUUUUUACCUUCCCCAGGAGGGGACAGUCUGGUCAACUUGCUCCAAUAGCGCAAUAAAGACAUUGCAAUAAA
Molecule: messenger RNA, 4951 nt
Organism: Phacochoerus africanus (Common warthog)
Lineage: Eukaryota; Metazoa; Chordata; Mammalia; Artiodactyla; Suidae
Gene: PIK3R3
Product: phosphoinositide-3-kinase regulatory subunit 3
Biological process (GO): phosphatidylinositol phosphate biosynthetic process; insulin receptor signaling pathway
Cellular component (GO): phosphatidylinositol 3-kinase complex
Molecular function (GO): 1-phosphatidylinositol-3-kinase regulator activity
Source: RefSeq, a predicted model, not a curated record